AUGAAUAUCCCGUCAAACCUCUCCUUCACAGCGGACGAAGCGCAACUGCUCGAUGACGAUUUCGACAGAAGCCCGCUAUCCCUAAUACUUCUCGCCAAUAUCCCUCAGCUGGGCUUGUCGACGAUCUAUUUCUUCCAUAACGAUAUCAUAACCAACAUGGUGCUGGCAGCUGAAUAUGCGGAUUACUCGCAUGAGCGAAAGCCUCUCCGGGUCUCUUGGCCCCGCGGUUCCCAGCGAUCUACCUACUGGUUGAGCCUGCCGUACAAAUACAGCCUUCCGAUGAUAGUCCUCUCCGCGUUGAUGCAUUGGCUCCUGUCGCAGGCCAUGUCGUAUGUCCAUGCGAUCGGAUACGAUAAGUACGGAACAGUGCAUAAGAAAAUCAGCUCGGUCAGCUUCAACGGUGUCCCCUGUCUCCUGUGUGGCGUUAUCGGUCUCGUCAUGAGCUUUGUCACUUUGGCGUUGGGAUACAGACGAUUGAGAGGCCACAUGCCGAUUGCUGGGAAUUGCAGCGCGGCUAUAAGUGCCGCUUGCCAUUCGCCAGAAGAUGACCGCGACGCGUCACUUAAAGGGGUCAUGUGGGGUGAGGUGAAGAAUGUUAAUAUUAAUCCCAGUAUCCCGAGUCAAAGUCCUGGCCUGGUUGAUGAGCUCCGCAGUCCUGACGGGACCUCGGACGAGACUUCAGAGAAUAAUCACGAGUCGAUAGCCCUGACGAGUGAGUUUGUGCCGCUGCCUGCUUACGGCCAUUGUUGCUUUACUUCUUAUGAUGCUAUGGCGCCGAGUCUGGAUAGGCAAUACUGUUGA
Messenger RNA from Aspergillus melleus, 801 nucleotides. RefSeq lists its product as uncharacterized. The record is from RefSeq and is a predicted model, not a curated record. The coding region runs from base 1 to 801 and encodes 266 amino acids. The transcript has a single exon. NCBI's taxonomy places the organism in Eukaryota, Fungi, Ascomycota, Eurotiomycetes, Eurotiales, Aspergillaceae.